GCGCGCGGCGUCCCUGCGCCCCCGCGCCCGCCGUGGCCUCCGCCGCUCGCGGCCGAGCCGGACCCGGGACAAGGAGGGGCCGCGCCGCGGGGGAUCCUGGAGUCGGAGGGAGGUGGGGAUUCUGCGAGGGAGGCUCCAUUUCCUCCCCGCCCGCCGGCCUCUCCCCGCCGCCCCGGCACCCCAAGUCCCCGGGGCCGGCGCUGAGGGCGGCGGCGGCGCGGCGGGAACAUGCUGGGCAUGUACGUGCCGGACAGGUUCUCCCUGAAGUCCUCCCGCGUUCAGGACGGCAUGGGGCUCUACACGGCCCGCCGCGUGAGGAAGGGUGAAAAGUUUGGACCAUUUGCUGGAGAGAAGAGAAUGCCUGAAGAUUUGGAUGAAAAUAUGGAUUACAGGUUGAUGUGGGAGGUUCGGGGGAGUAAGGGAGAAGUCCUGUACAUUUUGGAUGCUACCAACCCGAGACACUCCAACUGGCUUCGCUUUGUUCACGAGGCACCAUCUCAGGAGCAGAAGAACCUGGCUGCCAUCCAAGAAGGAGAAAACAUCUUCUAUUUGGCAGUUGACGAUAUAGAAACAGAUACGGAGCUGCUGAUUGGCUGCCUGGACAGCGACAUGGAGGCCGAUGAGGAAGAACAGCAAAUGAUGACAGUGAUCAGUGAAGAGGAAGGUAAACUUUCUAAAGGACAAUCAACAGCUAGCAGAAAAGAUCGCUUUGGCUGUAAAGAGGACUAUGCCUGUCCCCAGUGUGAAUCGAGUUUUACCAGUGAGGAAAUUCUUGCCGAGCAUCUUCAGACAUUGCACCAGAAACCCACAGAGGAGAAAGAAUAUAAGUGCAAGAGCUGUGGGAAGAAAUUCCCAGUUAAGCAGGCUUUGCAAAGACAUGUUCUUCAGUGCUCAGCGAAAAGCAGUCUGAAGGAUUCCUCACGAAGUUUUCAGUGCUCUGUUUGCAAUUCUUCCUUCAGCUCAGCAUCGAGUUUUGAACAGCACCAGGAGACGUGCCAGGGAGAUGCCAGGUUUGUGUGUAAGGCAGACAGCUGUGGGAAGAGGCUGAAGAGCAAGGAAGCCCUGAGGAGACACCAGGAGAAUGUUCACACCGGGGAUCCUAAGAAAAAACUCAUAUGUACAGUGUGCAAUAAAAAGUGUUCUUCAGCUUCAAGCCUGCAGGAACAUAGGAAGAUUCAUGAGAUAUUUGAUUGUCAAGAAUGUAUGAAGAAAUUCAUUUCAGCAAAUCAGCUAAAGCGUCAUAUGAUCACCCAUUCAGAAAAACGACCCUAUAAUUGUGAGAUUUGUAAUAAAUCUUUCAAGAGGCUUGACCAAGUGGGUGCCCACAAAGUGAUACACAGUGAAGAUAAACCUUACAAGUGCAAGCUCUGUGGAAAGGGAUUUGCUCACAGAAAUGUUUACAAGAAUCACAAGAAGACCCACUCGGAGGAGAGGCCGUUCCAGUGUGAGGAGUGCAAAGCUCUCUUCCGGACUCCGUUUUCUUUGCAGAGACACCUGCUUAUACAUAACAGUGAGAGGACAUUCAAGUGUCAUCACUGUGAUGCUACCUUUAAAAGAAAGGACACCUUGAAUGUUCAUGUCCAGGUGGUCCACGAAAGACACAAGAAGUACAGAUGUGAGCUGUGUAAUAAGGCAUUUGUUACACCUUCAGUGCUUAGAAGUCAUAAGAAAACGCAUACAGGAGAAAAGGAGAAGAUCUGUCCAUAUUGUGGCCAGAAGUUUGCCAGCAGUGGAACGCUGAGAGUUCACAUCCGUAGCCACACAGGUGAGCGUCCCUAUCAGUGCCCUUACUGUGAGAAAGGAUUCAGUAAAAAUGACGGCUUGAAGAUGCACAUUCGCACUCACACCAGGGAGAAGCCGUACAAGUGCUCGGAAUGCGGCAAGGCCUUCAGCCAGAAGCGCGGCCUGGACGAGCACACGAGGACGCACACCGGGGAGAAGCCUUUCCAGUGCGACGUUUGUGACUUGGCUUUUAGCCUGAAGAAAAUGCUGAUCCGACACAAGAUGACUCAUAAUCCCAAUCGUCCACUGGCAGAAUGCCAGUUUUGCCAUAAAAAGUUUACAAGGAAUGACUACCUCAAAGUGCACAUGGACAAUAUCCAUGGGGAGGCUGACAGCUAAGGGUAGCUGCAAAGGAAUUAAGCCAUUCAGAAGGGCUCCUAAUAGGAAACCCAGGUCUCUCACCUGAUUAGUGUAGCAGUUCACUCACUGGUCUCGCAGUUCUUAUUUGCCUACCUUUAGAGUCUGUACAUACAUAUGCAAAAAAAGACAAAAAACACUACUUUUAUUAAGAAAUAGUAAAAAUGGAAAACAAUAACUUUGUAACCUUCCAAAAUACUACUUUCGUUAUGCCUUAUAAAAAUGGAAAAGGAGCUGUGCCAUCUUCUUCUUGGCCAUCUCUCUAGUGAAGUUUAUUAACAUACUGUCUGUCAGGCUUUUUUUAUUUUAUUUUUAUCCUUAUGUGUGUGCGUUUGUAUGUGCUGGUUAUCACAAUUGGUUAUUACUAAUUUAAUCAGAAAGGAGUUAAGAUUUCCAAGAUAAUUUCAUUACAGAUAAGGAUAAGAGGUAAGAGUUUUCCAAGUCUCAAGCGUAGUAACAGUAUAAAACUUGCUAUUUGUGAAGCAGGCCAAAAGUUGAUGGUCCUACAUAGCUCCUUACAACAGAUGAGUUUAAAAUAAAUAGGUAUUUAAGAACUAAAACAUCUACUGAAAUUUUGCUCAUUUUAGACAAUCCUCAGGAAACAUUUCCUCAUCAUUCAGUUGCCAGCAUUCAUGGUCUAGAAUACUUAUAUCAACACAGAAGUGGCCAUAACACUCAAAUUUGCCCACCUGAUUCUCCUGAGUUUUAUACUCGCUAGCUUUAGAAAUUAACACAGAUGGCUAACCGUGGAAACAACAUGGGCUCUCAGUGUCUGCUGGCUGACAGAGCAGCAGGUCAGUAGGUGCAUUAGGAUGCUGACCUGGCCCUUUACCUGCUCAUCGCAUUGGAGAGCACAGAGCCUGUCCAUGCAGAUGCAACAGUCCUCAGAGCAUUUACAUUCUGUUUCUCAAGAGACAUUCUCCAGAAUCUUGGCAGUAGGUGAUUCUGAAACACUUUUGAAUUACUCUCAAUCCUUUAUAAUUAGGAAUCCAGAAUAAAAAACACAACCCUGGCAGUUGUGAUGACUGAAAUGAUCACCGAUGUUUAAGGAAAAUUGAAGCAAGAAGCAUAAUUUCUUCCUUUAGGUUUUGUUUCAGCUCAAUACUUGAGAACAACAUACAAUGAACAGCUUGUCUUGGGAGAAGAUAUGAUAAAAUAUAAUAAUGUUGUUAAAGUAAUAUAGAAGAAUCCCAACCAGCAAAAACUUAAAAUGAAUCCCAAUUCAAGAACUUUUCUAUUUGGAGCCCAUUCAAAAGAGAGAAAGUAUAAUUUUCAGGAAGUUAUUUAAUUCUAAUCAUUUGUGGAGAAAGGUUAUCUGAAGACACAGUUCUCUGAAAUCAGGAAUCUUGUUUUAGAAUUAUAUUUAUGCUCAGUUCCAGUUCUGAAAAGAAACAAUGAUUCAUUAUAGAUAUUUAAACUCUGUGAAAAUACUAAAUUUGAAAUUCACCAGAGGUAAUUUUUAAAAAUAUAAAUGCCUGGAUUAUAAUUUAGAAGAUGUCUGAGUAUGGCUAUAUGAAGCAUUUGUUCUGAAAUUAUAGACUGUAUUUUAUACAAAUAGAUUUUGGUCUCGUUUCUUGCUAUGUCAUUUGUUUCAGUAGUAUAUUUUUAGAUAUAAAGUAUUUUCAGUUUAACAUAACAGUGUGCUUAAUCUCCUUUGAAUAUAAAAGGACAGCUGUAAAAUUUAGUAGUGGGUAUUGUUUAAGCGUGUUCUGCUCAUUCCUUUGGGUGCUGCCUUCUCUGUACGGGACGCUUCAUAGCCCAAUUGUGUGAAACUUGAAGCCAGACCAACUGUGUAUCAUCUCAGUGACUCACAGUUUACAGGGCUGCUGAGGAAGUUACCCUGGAAACCGUGUUAUCACAAUGCUGUGGAGAGGACUGAUGAGGACUGAAGUGCUGAAUGUGAUCUGGCCCAAGGUCUGCAGUCAAACAAAACUUCAGAAAAUGGCGUGCAGAGACCUACUGGUACACCAUCCUUUCUUUUCAAAGCACUGAAACCAAAACAGACCCUUAAAAAGAUUAUUUCCGUGCCAUACCUUUUAUCCAAAAGAUGAUUAUUUAUAAAACACCUCAGAUAUGUUAGUGUUUGUGUCCUAGAACUUUAAAACCACUUAGUGAUAACAAAGAGAUAAGAAUUCAUUUAGUUUGAGAAGUUAAGAACAGAAAUAAGACAGUCAUGGGGGAAAAAUCAGGCAUGCUGGAGUGCAGGUACUCACUCUAAAGAAUCUUCCUCUUAGGCUACAGAAAGUUACGACUCCUGUAUGCUUGUGGGAAGAGGCCAAACUCUUACCCUGAGGUCAAGACUGAUGGUCAAAAGCUUUUAGUAAUAUGGGUAGGCUCAGAUAAACUUUAUAGUUACUAUCUUUGUAUAGUAACAUUUAACAUAUUUGUAUAUCUAGAAUUUUUUUUCUUCUUUUACAAUCACUGGCUUCUGUUUUCUCUUUUUUCCUUGCCUUUUUUAUUGGGGUUGUCGUUGGCGAUACAAAACAGUUUGUUAAUUAAUCAUAAUAUUUGCAGCAUAAAAGUAUUCAUUGCCGAUUCAUUUGGGGGUUACACAGAAUAGUUAAAAUACUACUUUUAAGAAACAUUUUUAUAUGUUUUGUGUGUGUGUGUAUGCAGAGAAUCACUCUUAUGAGAGGCUUAUAUUGUACAUGCAAAUACAUUACUUUGUUCAAAACUCUUCAGACCUGUUGCAGCCAACAGGUGUGGAUGUGAAUCACAGAAAGUCUUAUAACGGUAGUUUGUGCAUUCAGUUUUAUGGGCUGCUACUCUCCCAAAGCUGGAAGGGAGGGGGAGAGGCUAGGUACUGGAAAUACUAACUUUUUCCUUCACAAACUUAAAUGUUACUUGUGAAAACUUAUCUUGGGGUUGUAAAUAUAUGGAGAUGGACAGGUAGGAGGAAAUGUGCCUAUUUAAAACCCUAAAAUUUUAUCAUUAAUGAUGUUUAAUUGCAUGUACAUAUAUAAAUGCAGUAUUUGUGAAUAUAGUAGAACUUUAGUAGCAUUUUUAUUUUAUUAUAAAUCUAUAAUCUAUAUAAUCACUACCACAGCUGGUAGCAGCAUUGUAUUUUACAAUAGGACAGUUCUAUAGUAAAAUCGAAAUUAACAUUUAAAGUUGUUUUUGAUGAAAGAAGAAAAUAUAAUUGUCAUUACUCCCAGACCUCCUGUUUUGCAGUUUUAUUUCUAAGCAUUUCUAGAUCUGGAAAAUCUCUCUAUAGUUAAGCCAACUUGGUUUUAGGGUCACAGAGAGAACACCAUCUUAACUCUCAUCUCACUUUUGGCCAAACGUAAACACCAUGUGAAAAGAAACAUUACUAAUGAUGAAAAACACUUGAUUUAUAAUAUUAUCUCUGAGCACAAAUAUCCUGAUAAUCACAAAUAUAAUUUAAGAAUGAUUAAAGUUACAGCUGAUAUUUUGUGUGUUCCUUCUUUUAAAAGUUUUAUUAUUCUGGUGGUGUUUCAAUCUUGUGAGCUUUCCCUGGUACAAAAAAAUUAUCAUCAUCAUACUUAUCAUGAUUCUCCAAGUAGUUGAUUCAGAAAUGAUACAUUCAUUUACCUUUGAUGUGUCAGAAGUCAUUUAAUUAGUUGAGACACUAGUUCUUUGGAACUUCCAUAGUGUUAACUACUUUGGGCUCAAUACUGCUAUCACUGCUGUUUAUUAAUUUGUUAUAUGACAGGAGAAAAAUUAACACCAGAGCCUUCAGUCUGGGCCAUGUUAGAAUAUUCUAGAUUUCCUAGGCCCACAGACUAGCAGAGAAUGCAAAGGGGAUCUUAUACCAGAAUGGUGCUGUUAAUCCUGUGUCCAAGUUCACAUUCUCUCUUUAAAAAAUGCUUAACACAGUACUGGAAAACAGCAUAUAUAAAAACGUUUAUAUUUAUUUCAAAGCAGGCUUCCUAAACAUUUGAUAUAUUUUUCUAACCCUGCAAGCAUUUAAGCAAUUAGGGUAAGUUUUAUGCCACCGUGGCAUGUGACUGAGCAGAAGGAAACUCAGAUUUUGGGUACUAUUCAUAUGCUGAAAAUUGAGAAAGGAGAUGAGACCACUGAAACUCGAUGAUCUAAAUUAGUGUGAAGGAAUUAAUAUUAGAAUAUCACAGUUCCUAGUAAGUCACUAUAGACUUACUAGGAAUUAAUUACUUAAUAAUGCAUUUGCCUUUGUAAAAUAAUAUAAAAAUGAAAAGAAUUCCAGCUUGUAGUGGAUAACUUAUUUUAAAAUUUUGUCUUGGAGAAAAAUAAUGGUCUUUUCCUUAAAGUAAAUUUCACCUGACAUCUUUUAUAUGAUGUUUGACUGACAUACCUUUUCCUCCUAUUCUACUACUAUAGACUAUUCCUUAAGAAUAUGUACAUUUUGGAUGUGUUUCUAAUAAAGGACCUGUGGUAAGAUUUCACAUAUUUUAUCCUGUCUGAAAAUACUGUGUGUCUGUGAUCAUGAAUCCGUCCUACCUUUCCCAGUCUUACCUAGCCUUCAUAUGACACAGAGGGCUUGUAUUAGAGUCUGUACUUAAGAAAUUUGUUCUUUACACCUAACAUAUGAAAUUCAUCAUCACCGAUAUGUAAAUCUGAUUAAAGCCUGACAUUGUAGACAUAAUUCAAGACCCUCCUUUGUCGGUUCUCGCUGACCCAUGGUAGCUGGUGAUGCACAACUGGAAACAAAAGAGAUUCCUUAAAAAUAUUCCUAGGACUCUGAUACCGUGGACACAAGUAUAACUGCUGAAAUCUGAAAGGAUACACCACCAUUAUUGGGAUUUAGUUGUUGAAACAGUAUGGCCUUUGUUCAUUCUUUAAUAUUUGAUAAUGCAACUCAUAAAAAGGGAAGUGCAUUGACUUCCGACUUGAUAUUUGUGUUGCCUUGCUAAAGUAUUAGCAUCUGGAGAGCUGAAACUGUAUUUGAUGAACAAAAGAAGGUCUGAAAUUAACUUUUAUGAAAUCAAACUGUAUAGUUCCUAUGCUAAGUAGGAACAUAAAAGUAUGGAAAACAAAAUCACAUUUAAUUGAUUCUAAAACCUAUUUAAAUUGGAAAAGUGAGUCUUUUAUGGAAUAUUGCAUUUAGUCAUUAGAAAUUCUGAAAAAUUAAAUUUUGUGGAAAUUAACCGAUCACUGACUUUUGACUGCCUUAAGUCUAGUUUUACUAUUCAAACAUAGGAAAUCUUCUGAUGUUACUUUCUGGUAGCCUGAUUUAUAUAAUAACUGCUUACUGCUCACCUUCUACCUAGCAAAUACACCCUUCCCCAGAAUGUAGCAUAGAGUAAGGCAGUGUCGAGUCCACGCCGUUCAGCGUCGCUUCAGCCUCUCCGGCUCCUCGCGUGUGGGAUCCAUUCCUCGUGCUCUUGCAGCGGCUGCGUGGCUUCGCGUCCUCUCCAGUUUCGCCUUCCGCUGGGUUCCGAGAGUGACAAGUUGGUGUUGUUCCCAGACUCAAAUUAUGAUACUUAGGAUAUUAAGUUGUAUCCUUUCUGCUCUGGCUAUAAAAUGUGAAAUUGGGGCAGACGAAUUUAGUUGAUUAGGGUAUUAUUAGACUAAGUAUUUGAGUUGGGCCAACUGGCUUUGUACUGAGCAAAGCUAUUGCUCAGUGUCCUGAGUUACAGAUCUCACCCCUAACCAUGCCGACUCUGCCAAGGGCAUGUGGCUUGUUUUGACUGAGGAUCCUGAGAGAGAGAGAGAGUCAUGAGGAAUAAAAGAGGAAUUCUGCAGGUGUGUCCUGCAGACAGGAGUGUAACAACACCCUUCUAAAGAUGGUACCAUUCUGAGUGUGAGUCUUAUCCGUAUCUAGAGAAGAAUGCCAUCUCCUAAGUGUCUGACACAGUAAGUACUCUGUUAAAGGAAUGGCUUAUAAUGUAUGCACAUGCAUAUGAUGGUGCAUAUUGAUAGUGAGCAAAUCAAUUAAUCAGAAAAAUAAGGAAAUUAUACUUUGGGAAGGGGGACCAAAGUCACUGAAUUUGAGAUAAGCAUUAUGUAUAGUUAAUAAUCAGAAACAAAUCUAUAAAAGUUUAAUUAAAUAUUAAUAGCAUAUUUCUACCUUUCUUGUGUAUAUCACCUUCUUUAUAAAUAAUGUUUUUGACUAGUUUCCUUUAUGGCCUGUUGCAAAUGCAUACAUAUCUUAUGGGAAUUUAAAUACACAUACAAGAUUGAGCAGUACAUAACCAAAUUUCAUGUUUUAAUCAGACAAUAAAAUAAUUAUAGUCACAAAAUAUCCUGUACAGUCUGUUUUGAGUGAGAAAGGACUUGAACAAAGGCUUUGUGUAAGAAAUCACUGAGAGUUUAGUUACAAGAUAUAUUUUACCUGAAAUUCAAAUCUGUAUAAAUCCACAAUUUUCUCAUACUUAAAAGUAAAGAGGAAAGGAAAAGUGGAUAAAGACAGAAAAGAAAGUAUUAAACCUAUUUUAGACAUGGAAAAAAUAUCAAGAGGUGAAAACAGCUAUUUUCCCAUUUGAAAGGGAAGGAUGGGCAUAAGAAAAAGGGUAGAAGGAUCAUAAGUUUAGCAAGAUGAUAAACUGUAACAUCAUUUAUCAUCUGAAUUAUGUCCAUUUCCUUAGCAGUAAAAUGAAUUUAAUAGUAUCUACUGGUUGGUUCUAUUAUGAGAAAUAAGUCAGAAAAAAUUCAUUUAUUCAUGCAAAGGAUGCCUGGGACAUUAACUAGAGUUCAAAUUAAUCCUGCCCCAGUAUUCUUCCAAGUUAAUGCCUUGUCAUUCUAUAUAUGCCUUCAGAAAAUUCUAAAAUCCCCAAUAUUCUAUCUCCUACUUUGAAGCAAACUUGUCACAAGGCAAGUCAGACAAGUUUUAAAUUGUGUAUCGCUAAUCUUCAAUUCAUGUUCAGUUCUCCUUAUUAUAUGGUAUUUCCAUAAUAUCUCCAGAUACUUCAACCUUACCCUUUCCAGCAAAGAUUAAGCCAUUAGUUUAAAAAUACUAUUAAAUUUCCAAACUAAAUAACACUUGGCCCACUUAGAGUGAUGCUGUCGUGAGAGGUCCUUGCAUGCUAUAUUGCUUCGAUCUCAACACGGCCUCCUUUGGGCAAAGCAGCAACCUGGUAAGCAGCUCGUGCAGGAAAACUCUUCUGGAAAUAUUGUUUGUAGACAUCAUUGACAGUACUGAAGUCAUUUAUGUCAGCCAGCAAAACAGUUGCUUUUACCACAUUUGUGAAGUCACAGCCUGCUGCUUUCAGAAUCUCACCUAUGUUUGUAAGAGCUUGUUUAGCCUCUUCUGCCACCCCUCCUGGCACAAGCUGUCCACUUGCAGGGUCCACGCCUAGCUGUCCUGAAAUGUCAAUGGUCCUGUCGACUAACACAGCCUGGCUGUAGGGACCAGUGGCCGCGGGGUCUUUCGCAGUGCUGAUCACCCUUCUGACCAAAGACGACACGGCUAACCCUUUUCCCUUGCUCCCCUCGGAAACAGCUACGCAGAAUACAACUCUCACUCGCGCCUCACCUGACUGAAUUGAAGAUUAAUGAUGAAUCUAGUUACUAAUGUUAUAAAUUUCACUUCUGUAACACUUGUAUUGAUGGAUGUGGGAAAACAGACAUGCCUUACUUAGUUAACUCAGAAGAAUAAAAGAAGAAGGAAAUAACAUGUAGGAAAGAUGAGCUACUAUUCCUGAGAAAUAAGAAAGAGCACACCUAAUUCAACUAAACCCUAUUAAUUCAAUGAUGUGAAGUAUUUUAUUAUGUCAGAUAUGUGAUUUUUACUGGAAUAAAAUUAAAGCAUUUAAAUUUGAAUGGCA
Odocoileus virginianus texanus is the source of this 9842-nucleotide messenger RNA. The record is from RefSeq and is a predicted model, not a curated record. NCBI's taxonomy places the organism in Eukaryota, Metazoa, Chordata, Mammalia, Artiodactyla, Cervidae.